Messenger RNA from Epinephelus lanceolatus (giant grouper), 2958 nucleotides. RefSeq names its product RAD17 checkpoint clamp loader component (gene rad17). NCBI's taxonomy places the organism in Eukaryota, Metazoa, Chordata, Actinopteri, Perciformes, Serranidae. Gene Ontology annotation, molecular function: chromatin binding; DNA clamp loader activity. The record is from RefSeq and is a predicted model, not a curated record. Gene Ontology annotation, cellular component: Rad17 RFC-like complex; nucleus. Gene Ontology annotation, biological process: DNA repair; mitotic DNA replication checkpoint signaling; DNA damage checkpoint signaling.
UUUAAAUUGGUAAACUUCACUUUCCGUCGAAGCUUCCUUCAACUGGUCAGUAACGCUAACGUGAACUCUACUGCCUCUUUGAUUCACAAAUUACUAAUUCACAAAUUACACCCGAAUAAGAGUCUGAAGUGAGGGGAAGCUCCGUGUGUACUUGUGACACAUCAAAUGGUCAAACAAGAUCACAUCAGCAGCUCUGAGUUGUUCGUUGAGCUGCUAACGUUAACGUUACCCUAAAUGUGAAGCACCACGGUACAGGAUGGACAAGCUUUCUGUGGGAGAUAAAGCUGCUCCAAGCAGACUGAACCGCUGGGUGGAUCCAUCCUUCACUGAUUUGCAAGGGGAAACCUUUGCUACGUCCAAAAGGAAAAAGGGCAGCCAGGUAUUGCGCUCCAAGGCAGAGCCCAAGAGGCCCAGGAAGACGACAGGACCGGCCAUUAGCUCAGAACCUCACACGUCCUACCUCCUGAAAGAGUCAGCCCAGAGGAACCAGGACGACCCUUGGGUGGACAGAUACUCGCCCCGUUCACAGGCUGAGCUAGCUGUCCACAAGAAGAAGAUAGAAGAAGUGGAGAACUGGAUGAGAAUUCACUCAAACGCAUCAAAGGGUGGGAUCUUGCUGCUGACGGGACCAUCAGGCUGUGGAAAGACUGCCACAAUCCAGGUUUUGUCUCUGGAACUGGGCCUCAGGGUUCAGGAGUGGACCAACCCCACCAACGUGGAGCCAUACAGCAGCAGUCAGCACGAAUGGAGGAUAAAUGGUUCAUCCUACAGCUCCCAGUUAGUCCAGUUCCAGGACUUUCUCCUUAAAGCGAACAAGUACAACUGCCUGAGGAUGGUGGGGGAUGGAGGAGCCGCAGACAGGAAGCUCAUACUGGUGGAAGAUUUCCCAAAUCAGUUCUACAGGCAGCCUGGCAGCCUACAUGAUACCCUGAGGCGCUUUGUGAAGACCAAUCGAUGCCCCCUGGUGUUCAUAGUGUCAGACAGUCUGAGUGGGGACAGCAGCUCACGCUUUCUUUUUCCCAGAGAGAUCCAGGAGGAACUGGACAUCAGCAGCAUAAGCUUUAAUCCGGUGGCUCCAACCACAAUGAUGAAGGUCCUGACUCGAAUUUCAACCCUGGAGGCAGGAAAGCAGAGCUGUGGGAGAAUGUGCGUCCCAGACCAGGCAGUGUUGGAAACGCUGUGCUCAGGAAGCUCAGGAGAUAUUCGCAGUGCCAUCAACAGCCUCCAAUUUUCCUCCCAUCCAGACACGUCAUUGGAAAAGGGGCUGUGGAGGAUGAAGAAGGACAGACAUGUGGCUUCCACAACAAACCAGAGAAGGAAGAAGUCCAAAUUGACAAAGGAGAAGGAAGAGGUGCAGGCUAUUGGGGGGAAAGAUGCCUCUCUGUUCCUCUUCAGAGCUCUGGGAAAGAUCUUGCACUGCAAACGAGGGAAACAUGAAGGUGCUGAAGCAGCAGAAUGUGUCCAUGGACCUGCUCUACCACCUCACCUGUCUGAUCAUCACAGAGAAGCAUUACUUGUGGACCCAGAGUUGGUUGUUGAGCGUUCUCACAUGUCUGGAGAGUUCUUCAACCUGUACCUUCACCAGAACUACCUGGACUUCUUCUCUGAGGUGGAGGAUGUGGAGCGAGCCAGCGAGUACCUGUCUGAUGCUGACCUCCUCACUUCUGAUUGGGCGAGUCGCAGCACUAUGGAGCAUUAUGGGUAUUCAGUGGCCACCAGGGGGCUCCUUUACUCCAACUCUCAACAAGUCUCUGUUGGCUUCAGACCACUUCACAAACCCAGCUGGCUGCUGGUCAACAAGAAGCACCGAGAGAACUGCCUGGCUGCUCAGUCACUGUUCAGGAGCUUCUGUCUGACACCAGUCAGCCUGCAGACUGAACUGCUGCCAUACCUGGCCAAACUUACCAAUCCUAUGAGGAACCAAGCUCAGAUAGCUUUUAUCCAGGACGUGGGUCAGAUGUCACUGAGGAGGUUCCCCAACAGAUUAAAACUGGAGGCUCUGACAGACAAAGAGCCAGCUCAGCUGGAGGAAGAUAGCGGGGAGGAAAAGGAAGAGGAAGAGGAACCUCAGCAUGGGGGUGAGGAGGGACUGCCAGCCAGUCAGCCCCAACCUACGACAAGCCAAGUCCUUUUGGAGGAGGAGGACCUGAUCAUAGAGGACUAUAUCAGUGACUAACACACAAAACUCUGCCAUACAUCCACUGUCAUACUGUGACACAGAUUCACUUCUUCAUCGUCAGUGCCUUUGUUGUAUGGAGUUUUUUUGAAAUUGAGUAUUUGGUUAGUAUGGAGGCAGAUUAGUGCCAUGCAAAAUAUGAAAAUGAGUUCUGAGAUUCAUUUUUGACAUUUUUGAGGAAAAACAUUGUUACUGUUAAAAUGUUCACUAGUUUCGCCCGCAGAAUUCUGACUUCAAUCUUUGACAACUUUGACUUUUUUUCCACAGUUGUAAGACUGAUCCCAGAACUCAAAGAACUUUCCAUGUAACCAUAACAUCUGGUAUUACCCGUACUUUUGCCUUUUUUAGGUUUCAUCUGUAAAAUAUGUGAUACAUUUUUCAAACAAGGUCGUUGUCCUGUAGAACCUGAACUGAAUGUGAUUCUGUUGCUUGAAACAGGCUCAUAGUACUAUGAAAGUAUGGGGAUAAAUUGUAAUAAUCUCCUGAAGUGACCCUUAACAGUUCACUUGUACCAGUUGAAAUAUUGUCAGUAUUUAUUUGUUUUAAGUGCAAAGUGUUCAGCACUUGUUUUUGUAUUUAACAUCCUUUUGUUUCUCUCAGUGACUGUUGAGCCUAGAUUAACCUGUAACUGAGGACUGCCCAGGAACAAGCCCGACCUUUGACUGACAUUUUGUUACCAUGAAAGGAUGGGAAAAUAAAGAAUAUUACAGUAAAAGCUUAUUGAGGGAUAAGUUGUUUAAAUCUAAAUAAGCCUGUGAAUAAAAAUAAUGUGUAAAAGGUGA